Messenger RNA from Loxodonta africana (African savanna elephant), 21368 nucleotides. It is a transcript of the gene ALPK2, whose product is annotated as alpha kinase 2. Gene Ontology annotation, molecular function: protein serine/threonine kinase activity; ATP binding. Gene Ontology annotation, biological process: protein phosphorylation. NCBI's taxonomy places the organism in Eukaryota, Metazoa, Chordata, Mammalia, Proboscidea, Elephantidae. The coding region runs from base 13586 to 20047 and encodes 2153 amino acids. The transcript is spliced from 14 exons. The record is from RefSeq and is a predicted model, not a curated record.
AGUCUCUGGGGAGUCUUAAGAGGUUUCUUUCUAAGCUGGGGGCUAUCUAUAUUAAAAUACUUCUGUAGCCAGGCACAGUAGUUACAGAAUGAUAGUUCUGGCUUCUCUGUGUUCUUUCUUGGAUUUAGACAAAAUUCAAUGAACAAAAUACCCACAUUACAAAAUCUACUUUGCCAACAAGAACGAUCUUUGACCAUUUGAAGCCACAGAGCCCAUGGUAUUUAUUCUGUGGAUUUCUUCAGGCCUCCCUCCCUUUUCUUCUUUCUUACUACUGUAGUGAAAAUAGGACGUGUGCGUGUGAGUGUGUGUGUGUGGUGUAUAAGAGAAACAAAGAGUGGAGAGAGAGAGUGUAUGUGUGUGAGAGAGAGUGGACAGUGUAUGUGUGCGUGUGAGUGAGAGAGUGGACAGUGUGUGUAUGUGUGUGUGUUUGUGUAGUGUAUAAAAGAAAGACAGCAUGGAGAGAGAGAGGACUGUGUUGGGGGUGGGGAGGGAGGUUGACUGCCGCGAGGGGGGAGGAAGGGAUCCUGCCUCGCUGUGGCUUCUGCUUUUCUCAGAGAACUUCCGAGGACAACUAUCAUACCAGUUCAAAAUGAACAACAUAUGACUCUUAUUUUCACCUCCCCUUCACACCCUCCAUGGGUUUCCUACGUAUAUUUCAAAUGUCUGAUCCCCUAGCUAUGAGAACUGGUUGUCUUACUCCUGCCUUAAUCACUUCAUUAAGCAGCCAGGUUUUACUUUUCUGAGAGGUGAGCAGCUGAACCUGAGGUCCUGCAUGGGCUCUGCAGAGAGUUCCCGAUCAGUGCUCGGUCAGUGACAGCCAGCCGUCUGGGUUUCAUCAGCUCGCUGGGGCUGCAUUUCACCAGGCCCCUGUGCCAGGGCCUCCCCAGCGUCAACAACAAGCGUCACACCUACUGCAGAAACAGCCCUCAAGUUUCAUCACAGUGAUGCUAAAAAAUAUUCUCCAGCUUCAGCAAUGACCUAGUUCAUUCAAGGGCAGGGGAAAAAUGUUCUUCUUCCAGAACUUCCCCGGGCACAGAAUUUUCCCUCUUAGGAAGGUCGGAGCUUUUCUGGAAACAGACCCAACUCUGCUUUGCCCUGUUCGUGGAAAAGACCCCGAGCCCUGUAACAACUCUGAAUCUCUGUCCCAGGACUGAACCCCCAGUUAAUGCCUCGCACACAGCCCUGGAAGCCCACACCGUGUCCGCCCUCCUAUAACGGCUCUCAGACAAGGUACUGAAAACAUGGCUGUCUCAACAAUUAGAAAGAAUAUAUCUGUAGGAUGACUCCAAGAAGUGGUUUGCAAAGGCUGGUCUACCUUUGUUAAGUAACGUGGAAAACGGAGGUAACUCAGACCCCAGAUACUUUUCCCUGAAAUAUUUGAGUAUUUUAGUCAAAAGUGAUUCCUUUUACUUGGCUUAUCUGAGUGAUGAUUUAAAAUCUCCACUUGCUGUGUAGACAUCAGGAUAUCUUGUCUGACAAUAUAGGUGAUGCAAGUUGCUGAAAAGCUAUCAGACAUUUCGUAAUGGCUGAUGCAAACAUUGAUCGAGUCGUUACACAGAUUUUAAAAAAAAAAUUGAAGGCAAAAAGAAAAAAUAAUCCAUUGAUAAAAUGGCGCCACCGUCAAGUUCUGCUUUCAUGAAAUCUAAACUUUAAAACCACUGAUUAAAGGUGUAAGUUACAGAUAUCUGGCAAUCGUUUAAAAGUAGAUGAAAGAGCAGCAUUUAGAGCUGCUUCUGCUCUAAUUAUUUCCUUUCUAUACCCUUUACCUCAAGUAAAGCUAGCUUUCAUUUUUGGAGAUGAAUUAGCCAGGAAUGACAAUUCAGUCUUACUGCUCCAAACAUGUGUGAGACAUUUUAUAACAGCAGACCAGCUAAGGUAAAUUGAACAAACAUUUAGGCUGUGAUGUUUCUGAAUUGAAACUCAGGAUGUUGUGAGCAAACUUCCGAACUGACAUAUUGACACAUCCUAUAUUAAAAGGCCCUGGAGGCUAAUAAAUAUGUUCAGAUACUUGAAAUCAAGAUUUAAAACAAACUAAAUGUAUUGGAGCUCCCAAAUUCCAUUGCUCUUUUGAGUUUUUAUAAAACAUUCGCUCACAAUUUGGAGAAGAUUUUUAGGUAGGAUAGAAUUCCUCUUUUUUAUCACCUGAAGCAUUUUUGUUUUUUUUUCUCCUCCCAACUUAAUCAGUUUUUAAUAGUGCUGUGCAUGCUUACAUGUUGAUAUCAGCCUAUGUAAGGAGGAUGCAGGAGCCCUGGGGAUGCAGUGGUUAAAGCGCUCAGCUGCUAAACAAAAAGGUUAGCAGUUUGAACCCACCCGCCUCUCUGUGGGAGAAAGAUAAACACAGUCUGCUUCCAUAAAGAUUUACAGCCUUGGAACCCUAUGGGGCAGUUCUACUCUGUCUUAUAGGAUUGAUAUGAAUCGGAAUAGACUCCACCGAGGUGGGUUUGGUUUUGGUUUUUAAGGAGGGUGCGGAAUCCCUGGGUGGUGCACACAGUUAACAAGCUUGGCUGCUAAUGGAAGGGUUGGAGGUUUGAGUCCACCCAGCAGCACCGUAGAAGAAAGGCUUGGUGCUCUAAUUCUGAGAAAUCAGCCAUCGAAAACUCUAUGUAGCAGAGUUCUGCUCUGAUACACAUGAGGUUGCCAUGAGUUGCAAUCUGCUUGACAUCAGCUGGUUAAGGAGGGUGCUGGUGAAUUUCCUAAUCUGGGCGGAUGUGACAGGAAAUAGGAUGGUGUGCAGAAAAAGACACAGGCUUUUAAUUCUGAUCCGGAAUCAACUCCUGACACGCUUUUCAACCUGUUUGAACCCUGGUUUUAUCUGUAAAAUGAAGAUAAAAGUAUCCACUUUGACAGGCUUGAUGAAGGAAUUAGAAGAGUAAAUAUACCAAAAGUAUUCAUCACAUAGUAAUUUCUCAGCAAAAGUUAGUUUGUCCCCUUGGCUAAUUAAAAACCUGCUCUCUCCUUUUUUCGCUAACGCUUCAGAAUGCUUUCAUAAUACAAACUGUACGAAGUAAUAAAAACUAUCCAUUAUUGACAUCAGUGCAGUGAUUAAACAAAAACAGCACAGAAAGUUAGUUUUUUUUUUUUUCUGUUGUGUCUUAGAUAAAAGUUUACAGAGCAAAUGAGUUUCUCAUUAAACAAUUAACACAGAAAUUAUUUUGUGACAUUGGUUGCCAACUCCACGAUGUGUCAACACUCUCUCACCUUCUUCACCCCGGGUUCCCAGUUUUCCUGCUUUCUCAUCUUUGCUUUUGGACUGGUAUGCCCAUGUAGUCUUCUAUACAUAAUUGAACUAUGAAGCAUGUUCCUCACAUGCGUUGUUGUUUGCCUUAUAGACCUGUCUCAUCUUUGGCUAAAGGGUGAACCUCAGGAGGGACUUCGGUACUGAGUUAAAAGGGUGUCCAGAAGCCAUACUCUUGGGGUUUUUCCAGCCUCUGCCAGACUAGCAAGUCUGACAGAAAGUUAGAUUUUUUGAGGAAAAUUCUGUACUUAGAAAACAGUGUGUUUGAGAAUAAAACUUUAAAAAAAAGUAUUAUAUAGUGAAACGUGCAAAAGCCAGAACCUGUGUAAGGCGGAAACGUGUCAGAGAAGGAAAGCUCAAAUACUUUCCACAAAACAACUGGUAGAAAAGUGGAAAGACUGCACUCUGUCAAAAGUGGAAAACCUCCAAGACCCAGAAAAAUAAGGCAAUCCUGUUGAGUUCUGGCUUUCACAGGUUUCACUAUAUUUUAGAAUGUAUCCACGAUAAAUAAGGAAAAUAUUUUUGCCUAAAAAUAGUUGAUGGUGUGCUUGUUAUAUAAAAAGAGCCAUAAGAGGUUUAUCAAACUCAUCUGAGAAUGCUUUUUAAAAAAAUUGUGGUAAAUACAUACGGAACAAAACAUUUGACAUUUCGACAGUCGUUACAUAUACAUUGUACAUGUACAGUGUACUUUGUGUUCAUCAUGUUGUCUAACCAUCACACUUAUCUGUUCCCAAAUUAUACCAUUGCCCUUAACAGAAGUUCAGUAUGCUCUAAGCAUUGAGUCCUCCUUUCCUCCUCCCUACUGCCUGCCCCUGAUAACCACUAAUAGACCUUGGUCUGUAGUCACAAAAGGACAAAUAUUGUAUGAUCCCACUUACAUGAAAUAUCUAGAAUAGGCAAGGGUAUAGAAUAUGUAUUUGAAUACAUAUCAAUACCAUAUUUAAAUGAAUUUUCAUGAAUCCAUAGGAAUGGAAGGUAAGGGUAUAGCUAUACCUACAAGAUAAUGUCUGCGAUUAUUACGAAAACUAAGGCACAGGCCUAGGUUUUCUUCAAAGAUUAUAGUUGAGCUUUGCAUUGAUUCUCUUUUGGCUUAAAUACAGACAUUGUAGAGUGAAGGGGUAGGAAUGGCAGCAAGAACUCUGAAAUCAACUAGCUAUUGGUGGCGCUGAGCAGACUUAGGAGCUGGGCAUGCCAUCUCAGGAGUGGUGUCAUUCCUAAUCCAGGAGUCACACUGUGGGCUGGAAUGGGAGGCCAGUGAUGGAGGGUCACAAUUAACAGAGUGCUCCCUUGUUCUGAGUGAAGGCAAGUUAGGCACCGGAGGGGGCAAAUGAGAAUCACCAGCAGGGCUCAUGGGACACCUCCAAAGAAUCUUACCAGACACCUUUCUUAUUGUCUCUCGUUGUCUGUACUGAGAUAUUCCACAGCUUUGCCCAGGCACAUCAAAGUAGCUUGACAAAUUCUUUGAGUUACUGGUAGUUUCACAUUCUAGAAGCAACCUGGAGCCCUGUUAUGUUGGCCUUAAUUCUGCCAAAAGGAAAAUGCAGAAAUGUAAAGAAACCUGGGAGAAAGUGACUGAGCCAUCUUCCGGUUGGCAAAAGUGAAGGAAUAGACAACCACCCUACCUGAAAGAAAGAACAUUUUAAAACGCUUAGUGCUGUCCUUGGGGUUUCUGCAGAUUCACACCCACAUGGCAGGGCCUGAAUGGAGAAACUGCCUGGGAGGCUGUGGACACCAGGUUGACAAGACUUUCCGUUCUGGAUUUACGACAUUAUACCACUUCAGGGCUGACCCUUCCAUGCUGCUACCGCAUAUCUGCCACCUCACAGCUCACACGCACUACUAAUCCCUUGAUCUUCACCCUACUCUUAGGUGACCAGGCCAUUUUCUCUUCCAUCACUAGUUUAAGACCUUCCUCUCAUCCAGAGUUUCAGAUUCUGAAGGUCCCAAGAAUGUGCAUUUCUUGCAAGUUCUCAAGUGAUGCUGAUGGUGCUGGUUGGGGAUCCCACUCUGAGAACCACUGCUCUAGCCAUUUAUUCUGCCUGCAGUUCCUGAAGGAAACUAUUUGUUCUUUUCAAUCACUAAACAUGCCUACUCAGAGAUCGAAGGCCCAGCCACAAGCUGAGAGUGGAGUGGUGAAUACCAAAGAUAAGCCAGACCAUAUCCUGCAGGCGAACAGCUUACAGUCUACAUUUGUGUAGAAGAUACACAGAGAGUGGGGAGGGUACACUGAGGUGAGCCGUCCAUCACUUAGGAGGGGCUGUCUUUUUCCAGCUGAGGAUAUCAGAGGAGGUUUCAAGGAUAAGCUAGCAUUUGAGCUGGGAUUUGAAAUCGGAGGUGUUUGAACAUACAGAAAUGGAAGGUGGCCCUUCGGUGUAGAGGAAACAAAUGAACAAAACAAAAACAUGGAGAACAGAAAGAAAUAGGGUAUUUAUGGAAAUCAGAAAUGAGUUUGGUUGCCAAACAAGAGUUUAGCCUAACUAGUAAAGAUUGUUGAGCAUUGUGCUCUUUUUUUAAAAGAGCUGUCUCUAUGGAAUAAAAUUGACAGCAACAACUGGAGAGGUUAAAGAAGAAACUUAGGGGGCAGUGAGUUCAUAUUAAUGGUGGAGGAAUAACUUGGAAAAGGAAGGUGAGAAUGAUUGCACAACUGAAGAAUGGAAUCAAUGUCACUGAGCUGUACAUGUGGACAUUGUUGAAUUGGCGUAUGUUUUGCUUUGUACAUUUUCGACGACAGUAUCAAACACAAUAAAAUAAAUCAUUAAGAAACAAAGAAAUGGGUUUCAUUGGGCUAGGCUUUCCACCGUUCUGCCUUGCUCUUUCUUGCGGAAGCAUUCUUUGAUUAAGCCGUCUGAUCGUUAAGGCUUUUAUAUCUGUCUGUAACUGCGUAAAGGCAUGAAUGACAUAGGAAUCUGGAAUGGAGAGUCAGUAGUGGGAAUUUCAGGGGUCAUUGGCUGGGGAAGAGAGGAUGUGAGCGCUGUUGGGGUGCUUUCCAGAAGUAUCAAAAAAUGCAACCCCAACUACCUUAAAUGAUAACGGGGAUUUACAAGCAGUCUAGUCUGGCCCCUGACUCUAUUUCUCGCGUUUCUUGAACUCUGCUCUUCUCUGUUUUGGUUUCACCCUCAGACAAGCUUUCACACAGUUUCAAGAUGGCUACCAGCCUCUCCUAGGGCCGCUUGCUUUCUUUUUCACGUUCAGGAGAGAGUAAAAGACCUAUCUUUGCGCUGAACGCCUUUUGGGAAUGCGAUGUGCUGAUUGGCUUAGAUCUUGGUUAGUGAACCAGUCACUGAGCUCAGAGUACGGGUCAGUUUAGACCAAUCAGAGCCCACGAAGGAGUACAGGUUGUGGUCAACCAAAGCCGAGUCUCAGGCUGCUGCUGCAAGAUGAGUGAGGGGUCGGGUGGAGUUGCGGAGGAGGGCCAAGCGUAACGAUCAUUGUAGGAGAUUUUAGAUAUUUUGGAGAAAGGCUUUUAAAGUCAUACCGUCUCUUCCCUUAGUCAUAAGGUUAGCCAUAGGAAGCGUUCAUACUUUAAAUAUUUAGUAUGAGCCUGCUUUAAAGUUAAACCCAUAUCAGUUAGAAUAUUCUCUCAGAGAAUAGUCCUGCUUCUGAAUGGCAUAAACCCUUGAACACAGUAUAAUCCCUCAAGGCUCUUUUCAUUAAAUGGGGUGUUCCUUGUCCCUAAAGUACACUUUAUUUACGAAAAAAGAUUUAAAAAUUCUUCAGAAAAUAAGGCAAAUUGAGGCCAUAUACAAGAAAUUUUCUGCUAGGCUGACUGGGUUGAAGGAUGAAGGAAAAAGUGGAGCAGAGGUACGACUGACACUCUCUCCUGGACCUCUUCCCAGGUCCCCACAACUGACUUUCACAAUAAAUCCAGGCUCAAUUAAUGACACCCAGAGUCGGUUUUAUUCUUGGUGAUUAUAGGGCAGGGAAUGAGACAGAAGAGAACCUAAGAUUUUCCAGGUCCUCCCCUACACUGGAAACCCUGGUGGUGUAGCGGUUAAGAGCUAUGGCUGCUAACCAAAAGGCUGGCAGUUUUUGAAUCCACCAGGUGUUCCUUGGAAACCACAUGGGACAGUUUGACUCUGUCAUACAAGGUCACUAUGAGUCGGAAUCAACUCGACAGGUUUGGGUUUUUUCGCCCCCGCCCCUCCAUACUGGUUGAUGGCUGAAACUCCACAGGGUUUCACCUCUUAGACUCAUAUUUUAAAAACAUUCUCCAAAGGGGGAUAAUGGGGGCAGUAGUGGUUCAGUGGCAGAAUUCUUGCCCUCCUUAUGGGAGCCCCAGGUUUGAUUCACCCCUCCAAUGCGCAGUGGAGGUUUGUGUGUUGCUAUGAUGCUGAACAAGUUUCAUUGGAGCUUCUAGACUAAGAGGACUAGGAAGAAAGGUCUGACGACCUAUUCCAGAAAAUCAGUCAAUAAAAACCCUAUUUCUGAAAAUCAGUUAAUAAAAACCCUAUAGAUAGCAACGGUCCAAUCUGCAACCAAUGAUGCCAAUGGAGCAGGAUUGGGCAGCACGUCAUUCUGUUGAAGGACAAGAGCAGGAGGAGCCAGAGGGAGAUUUUCUUUGCCACACAAAGUUCUUAGCCAGACCCUGAUGAAACAUUUUUAGACUGGACACGACAGUCAGCCUAUGAAAUUCAAGUUCAAACCAAAGUGAUUUUAAUGAGCUCAUGGAAGUUCGUUUCAUUGCACUAUCGUCAACUCUGUAUACAUUUACAGCAUCAUAAAUGUUCUUCUCUUCUUUGUCCUUACCCUGAGAGAGGACAAGGAUAAGAUAGGCAGGGGAAAGCACCUUUCAACAGAAAAACUGGAAAAUCAGAAUCAAGAAACCUGGGCUUUGCCACUAACAAGAUGUGCCACCUUGGAAAAGUUACUUAGCCUCUCUGUUUUUCAGGUGGUUUCUCGAAUAUAAAGUCAGGGAGGAAACUAAACUCUCUGUCAGGUUUCAAGAAGACUUGAGCUGUUUUUUUAGUCCUCCAUUAAAGAAUUGGAAACCGCCACAUAUUUUAAAUGUCAGAGGAGAGGAGGAUACCAAUGGGAGGAAGACUGUAUUACAUCUGAAAAAAAAAAAUCAAAACAAAUCCAGAACAGCAGCAAGUAAGCUCAGCAUUCCCCAUAUUAUGUGCUGGGUGCGCGCUGUCUGGCACAUAGAGCUGCUCGCUGCUAAUAUUUAAAAAUAAAAUUUUAUUUGUUUAUUAGGUUGUUGUUGUUAUUAGUUGCCAUCAAGUCGGCUUCGACUUAUGGUGGCCUUUUGUGUAACAGAACAAAACGCUGCCCAGUCCUGCACCAUCUUCAUGAUUGUUUAUUAGGUAUCAUGUAUAAAUCCAAAAUACUCAGAGGAUAUGCAGAGACAGUCACGGUCCUCGACUGGUAUCCCAUCCUUAGCCCAGACACUUAGGUCUCCUCUCUGGGGGCAACCAGGUUACCGGGUUCUUGUGUAUUUUCAGAGCAUUCUAUGUAUAAAUAAGUGUACGGGAAGCAUACUUCUUUUUGUGUGUGUUGUAAAAGUGAUACCAUACUCUGAACCCUCUUUUAUGCCUUGCUUAUUUCACUUAACGAUAUAUCUUGGAGAUUAUUCCAUAUCAGUGCAUACAUAGCUGCCUGAUUCUUUCCCAUGACCAGUGCUGUUAAAAAAAAAAAAAAAUCUAUUGUAUGGAUAUACUGUAACCAUCUUCCUAUUGUGGACAUUUAGGUUGUUCCAACCUUUUGGAGCCCCGGUGGCACAGUAGAUAAGAGCUCGGCUGCUAAUCAAAAAGGUCAACAGUUCAAUUUCACCAGCCACUCCUUGGAAACCCUAUGAGUCAGAAUCGACUCGAUGGCAAUGGGUUUCCAAACUUUUGCUAUCAUAAUCAGUGCUUCAAUGAAUACAGUUGGUGCUUGUCUUAAUUAUCUAGUGCUGCUAUAGCAAAAAUACUGUAAAUGGAUGGCCUUAACAAACAGAAAUUUAUUCUCACAGUUUAGGAGGCUAGAAGUCCAAAUUCAGAGUGCCAGAUCUAGGGGAAGGCUUUCUGUCUCUGUUGGCUCUGGAGGAAGGUCCUUGUCUCUUCAGCUUCUGCUUCCUGCUUCCUUGGAGAUCUCCAAAAGUUUUGUUUUCUGCCUUAUCCCAUCUCCCCUCUGCUAGCUUGUUUAAUCUCUUUUAUAUCUCAAAAGAGAUUGACUCAAGGUACCUCCCAUUAACGUAACAAAGAAAAUCCAUUCCCAAAUGGGAUUAUAACCUCAGGCAUAGAGGUUAGGAUUUACAGCACGUAUUUUGGGGGGACAUAAUUCAAUCCAUGACAGUGAUCAUUAAGUAUUUAUCUCCUUCUUGCUCCUAUUUUUUUUUUAAAUUAAGUUGAUUGAGGCAUAUUUUGCAUAUCAUAUAUUUCACCUUUUCCAAGUGUUUAAUUCAGUGAUUUUUUUUGAAGUAAAUUUUCUAAGUUGUGCAACCAUCACCACAGAUCAGUUUUAGAACAUUUUCAUCACGCUCAUGCACAUUUAUGGUUAUUACAUGUCCCUCCCCCAUGCUCCUUGGCCUGGCAACAACUAGUCUACUUUCAGUUUCUAUAGCUUUGCCUCUUUUGCGUAUUUCAUACAAAUAAAGUCAUAAAAUAUGUGGUCUCUUGUGUUUAGCUUCUUUUACGGAAGAUAUUUUUGAGUUUCAUCCAUAUCGUCCCAUGUAUCUGUAGUUUGUUUUUUUUUAUUGCUCGGUAGUAUUCCAUUGAAUGGCUAUACCACAUUUUGUUUGCCAUUCAACAGUGGAUGGAUAUUUAGGUUGUUUCCAAUUUAUGGCUAUUAUGAAUAAUGCUACUGGGAACGUUGGUGUAUAAUUCUUUGUGUUGAUAUAUGUUUUCAUUCUCUUGGGUAGAACCUAGGGGUGAACUGCUGGGUCACAUAGUAGAAUUUAAGUUUAACUUCUUAAGAAACUGCCAAACUCUUUUCUAGAAUGUCUGUACCAUUUUACACUCCCAGCAACAACGAUUCUUGGCAUCUUUCCACAUUCUCACCAAUAUUUGGCUGUCUUUUUUACUGGAGCCAUUCUAGUGGGUGUGAAAUGCUAUCUCACUGUGGUUUUAAUUUGCAUUUCCCUCAUGACUAAUGACACUGAGCAUCUUUUCAUGUGCUUAUUUUCUUACCUCUGUGUUGCACAUGCAACCCUAACCAUACUCAAGGAAGAGCACAUUGUUCGGUCUCGACAAACCGGAACUCAUUUCCCAGCUCUGCCCUUUGCAGGCCAUGGGGAAUUAGUCUUGUUAUAUUAACCCUCUGAAGUUACUUAAGCUUCCAAGUCAUUAAGAACAGCAACACGGUAGCUUUGCUGUGAGGACCAAAUGUGAGAGGUAUAUGAAGUGCCCAGAUAGUGCCCACAUAGUAGGCACUCAUUACCUGUUAGUUGACACCCAGCAUGCCCUCCUUCCCCAUUUCCAGAACCCAUCUUGGGGGAGGGUUGCUUUCCCCUCACUAACAUGGGGUUGGGGAUUAAGUGAUAGUGGGUGUGGUGUCCAAAUCCACAGCAACUCAGAUGAUAAAUUCCAGAACGCACUUGACGUUGAAUUAGACUGGCUAAUCAGAACUAAUCCCUCCUAUCCCCAGUGAUGAAGCACUCUGCUGGCUUUCCUGGCAGCUCCAGAAGAGCGGACACCCAUUAUCUGCAUGUGGGCCACCAGUGCUCCCUAGACCCUUCAAACUGAUGGCAGGCUUCCUGCUGACAGCAGUCAGCCACAGGGUAUCUGUGGGACAAAAAAAAACGGAUUAGCCAAAAUAAAACUUGGCAUCAUUAGAGGGCUUUCAGGGUUCAAAGAAUUCUUCUAUAGCCUCUUACUUGUUCUGCACUGACUUAAGAGAAAGAUAUUAUUUUUGUAAUUUUGCUGAAGUUAAACCCAAAGCCACUAAUAGCAGCUAACACUUAUGUAAGGCUUUCUAUACUACUGAGAAUUGCUUUAUACAUACUGACUCACUUAAUUUCCUAACAACCAAGUGAAGUAGGAACUACUAUUAUCGUAGUUUUACAGAUGAGGAAACUGAGGCAGAGAAUGAUAAGCUAGUAAGUGGCAGAGCUAAGAUUCAAACCCGGGCAGCAUGGUGCAGGAAUUCAUGCCCUUCUUCACCACACCAUUCUGAGACUCUGUUAAAGGCCCUGCCCAUUUUUUAGUAUCUAGUAAAAUGUAAUUUGUGAAUACUCUUCCAUCCAGCAAAUCCAUUUUUUGGCAUCUAGUCUAGAGAACCACUAUGUACUCAAGAAGGCACAUACCAAGAAGUCCUUUGAAACACAUUUGUAAAUCUAAAAAACUCCACCCAACCUAUACAUCAUCAAUAUAAGAACAGAUAAAUUAACUGUGGUACUGCCAUACUAUGUCCCUGGGUGGCACAAAUGAUUAAGCACUUGGCUACUAACUGAAAGAUUGGUGAUUUGAAUAUACCCACAGGCACCUAGGAAGAAAGGCCUGGUGAUCUACUUCCAAAAGAUCACAGCUAUUGAAAACCCUGUGGAGAACAGUUCUACUCUGACACACACGCGAGGUUGCCAUGAGUCAGAAUCAACUUGACAACAACUGGUUUGGCCACACUAUGGAAUACUAAUAUGUAACAGUUUUUAAAAAAUGGAUUGGAUUGAUUGUGUAAGAUUGCUAAAACUGAUUAUUAAGUAGGAAACCCUGGUGGCGUAGUGGUUAAGUUCUAUGGCUGCUAACCAAGAGGUCGGCAGUUCGAAUCCACCAGGUGCUCCUUGGAAACCGUAUGGGGCAGUUCUACUGUCCUAUAGGGUUGCGAUGAGUCGGAAUCAACUCGACGGCAACAGGUUUAUUAAGUAAAAGAAACCAAUCUCAUAACAAGUAUAUAUAAUUUAUACCAUACAUACAACAAAAUUACAUGUAUUUUAGAGGUCUAUAUAUGUAAAUGAAUAGGAGAAUGUCUGGAAAGAUACCAAAUCCUUCCUCUGGGGAAAGUACUGAGAUUGAGGGAUGGUACUUCCAAGAGACCUUGCCCCUUCUGUGGAUUCUUAAGGAUGUGCAUGUAUCCAUUUAGAAUGUGUAUCAUUAAAAGCAAAUACAAAAUUGAAAAACAAAGAAACUUGUCCUAGAUCACACAGCUAAACAGAAGGCAAAUCUGCAUUCUUUCUAGUUAACACAUUGUCUCUCCAAGGGUGUCUGAGAAGCCCUCCAUUUGCAUGGUGCCCUCACUAAUACCAAUAAUUCAAUAUUGAUUAGUCAUCUCUAGUAAAGAAGAAUAAACCUGUCGUCAAAGGUUCUCACCUUUAGAGGAAGCCAUGAAACAUGAACCACGUCCUGACCGAACUGUCCUUUCCCUUUCCUGAGUAUAGUCAGUACCCCGUGGCUGUGAAAUGUGGUAAACGAACUACAUGAGUCAAAUACUGCACCUUUCUCAGUAUUUUAACAUGUGAGACAGCACUGUCAGGAAGCAGUCACCUGGGGAGGAGUCACAGAUGACACAUAAGGCCCUUAACAUUUAGCCCAAUUCUUGGAAGCUUCAUUUGUUUUUUCUUCCUCCUCCAUCAACAGCAGCGGACGCCAAGAACGGGCAUGGGAGGAGCCAUGCCUUGUAAAUUACUGUUACAGGUGAAUAUUAUACCAGAAUUAAAAAAAAAUUUUUUUUAAUUUUUUCGUUGUUGAGAAUAUACACAACAAAACAUACACCAAUUCAACAGUUUCUACAUGUACAAUUCAGUGACAUUGAUUACAUUCUUCGAGUUGUGCAACCAUUCUCACCCUCCUUUUUUGACUUGUUCCUCCACCAUUAACAUAACUCACAGCCCCUUAAGGUUCCUAUCUAAUCUUUGGAGUUCCUGUUGUCAUUUUAAUUCCGUAUAGAUUUUAAAACAGCAUAAUGCUCAAGGCAGACAUUUUUUUUUACUUACUAAGUUAUUGUUUGGUUUUAAGAAGAUAUCAUGGGAUAUUUUUGGUUCAAUGUUUAAAGAUUAUCUCAGGGCAAUAGCUUCAGGGGUUCAUCUACCCCCCAUGGUUCCUGGAUAUAUGGAGUCCAUGAAAAUUGCAAAGUCUAUUCAGCAUUUUUCCCCUUUUGAUCAGGAUUCUUCUAUGGAGUCUUUGAUCAAAAUGUUCAGUAAUGGUAGCUGGGCACCAUCCAGUUCUUUUGGUCUCAUAGCAAAGGAGGCAGUUGUUCAUGGGGGCAAUUAGCCACACAUUUCAUAUCCUCUGCCUAUUCCUGAUUCUUCUUCUUUCUCUGUUGUUCCAGGCUAAUAGAGACCAAUUCUUGUGCCUUGAAUGGCUGCUUCAAGCUUUUAAGACCUAUACCAGGAGAACUUCUUAGACAUAAACUGGAACAUCACUUAAAAAAAAUCAUUGUGGUAACCCACAGCAGAAAAGGAAAUUGUCUGCUAAACCAGAUUCACGUGGGCAUGAAAGGAUGACAGACGUAGGAGUGCCCCCAAGGCGCACACUUUGUUUCUUAUCUACAUUGUUUUCUCAGAAGGUUCCAGAGAAGUCAGACAUCAAGCUUCGCUGCAUCAUAUCUGGUCAGCCCAAGCCAGACGUAACUUGGUAUAAGAAUGGUCAAGCCAUUGGUGAGUGCGGCAUUGCUUCCAGUUAUGAGUUCUUUGAGAAUCAGUAUGUUCAUGUGUUACAUCUCUACUGCUGUACCAAAAAUGAUGCUGCCAUUUACCAAAUCUCUGCUAAAAACUGCUUUGAAAUGAUCUGCUGUUCUGCUUACAUUGAAGUUGAGGGCUCACCAGGGAACCCACACCUCCCUCCUAACCAGAAAGAUGACGUGAACACAGAUUGGAAACAUGAAACAGAGACAUAUGAGGCAGAAAGCACAAAAAACAUCAAUGAGAAGGAACCUCCUUCCAAGGAAGAUGAAAGGAUCUCCCUGGGCACUCCCAUGUCAGCUGAUUCCUCCCCCACCAAAUUCAGCUGUUCAGGCUCACUCCAAUUAUUGGCCAAUGAUGACGUUCAUAUUUUCAGUUCUGAAAAACCUUUGGAUGUUAAAGAAACAAGGCAAACUCAAGAGGCUUAUGAUCCAAAUAACACAGAGGAAAUUGCAGAAGGGUUUCUUCUUCCUAAUUCAAGUAAUACUCCCGAAAAACAAGAUGUAUAUCGCCACAGAACAACGUCUUCCAAAGUAUCCCGGCCCAUGGAUGGUGCCCUAAACAAUGAUGACCCUAAUGGUGAAGUCUUAAACUCUAGUCGUCAACAUCCCAAAGUUCAGAAAUACAUUAGCUUCAGCCAACCGGUCUCUGAGGCAACCGCGUCCAUUCACCCAGGUAGCAGUGCCCCAGUCAACAGGCGACUCUGCUCACAGGUUUCCAGUGAAGACUCUGAAAGUGACUAUGAACUUUGUCCAGAGGUAACCCUAACCUACACCGAGGAGCUUUCAGAUGAUGACCUGGAGUAUCUGGAAUGUUCCGAUGUUAUGACGGAUUACUCUAAUGCAGUUUGGCAAAGGUACCUGCAGGGGACUGACUAUGUUUUUUUAUUAGAAAGCGAUGACGAAGAGAUGGAAUUCAGUGAGUGUUGCCUGGGUGGGUGUGGACAUUUCUUCAGUAAAAUGGGCUGUUCAUCUCAGGUGUCAGAUAACACUGGGCCUAUGGAUGCCACCCCUGGCUUCUGUGGUUAUCCCUCACAACCCCAAGAAGUGGAGGUAAGGAGCAAUGGAGACUCCACGCACAGCCCCUCAUCCCUGCAACCAGGGAUGACUCUUACUUUGGGGCCUCACCAGGAUGGGACAUUGAUGGUGACAGAGCAGGGGAGAUAUAAACUACCCCCUGCUUCUGGGGCUGCUGAAAAUGUUUAUACAGGAGUUCAAGGAGAAACCAGAGACAGCCACCAAGCAAGAGAGGAAGUCACCGGUGACAAUCUGCUAAACAUGGAUAAAGCACCAAGGGAGAUGAAGCCUGGUGAGUUAGAAAAGUCAGGGAUACACCAGUGUUUGGGGACUGCAGCUGAGAAAAGAGUUGAGGAAAAGGACUUAUUGAGCACGAGGGGCUCACAGAAACCUGCCAGGGUGAGGCAACCAGGAAUUAAGGGAAAACCCAAGAAGCUGAACACCCACCUGAAAGAAAGUGCAACGGAAGGCACCCUUAGUCUCCUGUAUCCUAGAAAACCUGCUAAGCACCCACUGGCCCAGAGUGAUAAAAGGGAGAGUUCUCACACCAGAGCAGAAGCUACUGCUUUUAAUCUCCGGUUCCAUGCAGAAUGUGCCAUUUCAACCCAAGCAGAGCAAGAAGCAAAAAACCUUCAAACACCAACAGACUCGCUCCCCAGGGAAGGCGGAGAUACAAACUUCAAGAGAGAAGAGAGGCAGUUUAAUCAUCUAGCUGAAGCAAGCCAGGUUCCAGACCAGAGUGAACCUCCUCAGGUGCAAAUUCAGGAGAGAGCUGAGGAGAAAGUCUCUCACAGCCAGAUGCCUGCAGGGGAGGAGUCCCCACCCACUGGGACCACAACGAGCUCCCUCCCCAACUUUAGAGGGAUCCACAAGGAAAAUGCGUCAUUGGCCCAGUACCUAGAGGUAGAAAGCUGUACUCGAAGACCACAGCAUGAAGAACAAGGCAAGGACAGAGCAGACAACACACCUGGCGGCCCCUGGGGAGACCUGGAACAUGUGCUGAGCAUCUCAGAAGCCAGUAGUGAAUACACGUCCCUGCGUAAGGACACCAUGCAUGUCCCCUGGCAUGGCCACACUGACCUCAGUGAGCCCAAGGCUCCCUCUGUCGCUUCCCCUGAGCCUAUAAACACCAUCCUUGCCCUGGAAAAUGUGUAUGUUGGGCCAAGCAGCCGAGAAGCCACGUGUGGCAUGGAGAGUUUUAAAGCAGGUGGCCAAGGACCAUGUCGUGAUACCAUGGAUUCUUCCGUUGGCACACCAGUUGAUAAACAUGUGCCUGAAGAAAUUUGCUCCAUGAACUUAGAGCUGGUGGAUGGUCAAAUCAAAGCAUGUGACUUCUGUUCUACUGAUGACAAGAUGCUGGAAGUCCUUUUUAAUACACAAAGUUCUGAGCCCCCACAAUCCACAUUCGAAAAUGGCAAGGAUAGAAAUUCAGCCGUGCCACCUCUUUUUAUCAGCACAUUCACCUGGAACAUUUCACAAGAGGCCCGUGAAGGGGCCACAGGAGGCAAGGUAGCAGAGGUGGAGAAUUCCACCUCCACAUUGGCCUGCAUGAGAAGGACUGACCAGGAGAGGCCAAGCCCCAGCCACUCAGGAGGGCUUCUUUCUUCUAAGAACAACUCUUUUUUGCAAUUCAAAGGAGGUGGGGAGAGCCCCAGUACCUGUGCCAAAGACACCAUAGACACAACAAUCAGUCAUAGUUCGGUUGUGACUUUUCCUCAGGAGAAGCCAACAACAUUAACUGCUAAAACUGAGAAUCUUCAGGCUACCAGGGAGAGUGAAGAUACAUCAGCUAUUACCAUUGCCAUCAAAGUCCACCCAGCCAAAUACCUUCCUGCUUCAAAUGCUGAAGACAACCACACAGAUGUCACUGAGGAGAGCUCUCCUCAGGCACCAGAUGAAAAUGUGUUACAAUUUCCUUCCAGUGUACCUUCCAGUCAUAUUUUAAAUAGUUCCACAGCUGAACUUAUAAAGGAGCUGCCUUGCAUGGCACCCAGUGCACCAGGAACCCAUGUCCACCAACUCUCAGAGGGAAAGGGAUUCUGUAGUGAUUCCCCUCUUCAGCUUGGUAACCAAGACAAGAGCCAGACAGUGGACAGAGCAGCCCACAAAAGCCUUGUAGAGAAUUUCCAAGAAAAAGGUAGUGAAACAAAGCAGAGGCUCUACCCAGAGAGCCUGCCCUACCAGGAUUCUCUUUCUGAAAAUGAUUUACAAGAAAAUUUGCCCAACACAUCUGCUACACAAGAGGAAAUAAGCUCGGCGCCCUUGGACCACUCACCAGGAAACUCCAGGGAGGAAAGAGCGCAGAACUCAGGCCUGGGGAUGAUUAUCUCUGUGGUGGCUGAAGCUACUAUGGAAGAAGACAGUCAGGAACAGAGCAAAGUUCUGCCUAUCUCUAAAGAUCUGGAGAAGUCUAAAGAGAUUGGACCAGGAUCUGGGGCACCAGGCAACAAGCUGAAGAUUAUAACUCUAGAAUCUUCUGUUUCAGAAAUCUGGCCACAAAGACAACUGACAGAAUCUGAGUGCAAGGAAUCAGAAGCCAUUCCCAUGGUCUGGGCUAUGUCUGAAGUUCUAAAGGCAGAUGCUUUGGUGUGUGAAUUGGACUCCCCUGAAAUAGUAGCACCAGCUAGCAGUCCUCGGUGUGAAGCUGACUCAGCCUCUGCUAAUAACAGAGAAAUCCAUGGAUGUCAAGAAUCAGCCAGCAGUGAUGAUGGAAGGAGCCUUUCUUCCCAGUAUUUGAGCCAACUCAGACUCCUGGAGUCAUCUGUGGACCCUGUAGAUGAAAAAGAGUCAUGUACCAUGAAUAUACUCUCAGAGGCUUCCAAACCUGGAGGGAAGGAAACUAUUAACAAUAUGAGUCAAAACCAGAAGGUAAACCAACUCAGGGUGGAUCACCCUGCCUUCUUUAAACAGUUGCUGACCUGCCCUCAAAUCCUAGAGUCCUCUGUAGAUCCCACUGAUGAAACAGAUGUGCUGGAGUGGGCCAGGGCUGACCAACCAAAGCUGCCUGAAUCCACACCAGGGCUCAUCAAAGAGGAGAAUCAAUUAAAUGAUGAAAACUUGGGCCAGAAAGUAGAAGCCCAACCUGCCAUUUGGCAAGUUCCAUAUCCCGAGGCAAGUGGGGAAACCAUUCCAGGUAAAAGGAGCAUAAACCAAAACCAAGAAGAUAGUGAGAGAGUGGAGGCUGAACAAAGUAAAUACCACAAAGCAAAAGUGGAAGUCCAACCUGCCACUUUGCAAGUCCCAUAUCCUGACAAAGGUGGGGAAAUAAUUCCAAGUGAAGGCAGCAUUCACCAAGUACAAGAAGGCAGCGAGAGAAGCUUUGGGGAGGCUGCACAGAGCAAACCCGGCAGAGCAGAAGUAACUUCCCCCACUUUACCUCUUUCUAACUGUCUUGUAAUGACUCAUGUGUCUGUUGGAGUUGACGCUAACUCCACAGGCCAAAUUCAUGACGUCACCGAAAAUUGCGUAGCUGAGCCCAGAAACCAUCAAAAUGUAUCUUCUGAUUCAAAGGAAACGGGAAGACAUAUUGAGGAUGAGUGUGCUAAACAUUUAUCUUCUCCUAGUGGUCUUACUCCGUUACCUUUUACUUCAUCUCCUGAAGGGAGCUGCACAAACUUCUCAAUAAGCAACAGAUCCAAGGAACCUAAAAUAGAGAAGCCUCAAAUUGGGGAAACCAAACCCCCAAACUCACCUGGCUCGCCAGCCAUGACUUGGGCCUUACUUUCAGAGGACACUCCUCAGUUCCUGCAGGACCCCUGUCAAAAGGGCUGCACCCUGGGCAGCGUGAAAAAACCCAGGGAGGAGGAGACGCCCAGCCACAUGGCGACCAAACCUGGCAAAUUUCCAGGGACCUGGCCAGUGGUAACUGGAUGCGAGGAGGCCAAGAAGAAGCAAGAAACCUCUGGAAGUGGACAGAUAGCUGAGGGAGUAAAGAAGAAAAUUCUGUCCAGGGUAGCAGCCCUGAGACUGAAAUUGGAAGAGAAAGAAAAUGUCAGAAAGACCUCGUGCUUUCAUAAAAAGAUUCCUAAACCCGAAGUAUCAGUAUCAUGCACAGAUGAAAAGAAAGACCAAAAAAAGCUACCUUGCAAAAGAGAAGGAAAAGGUCCAGUAUUACUGAAAAAGAUCCAAGCCGAGAUGUUCCCCGACCAUUCUGGAAAUGUAAAAUUAAGCUGCCAGUUUGGAGAAAUUCACGAAGAUUCUACUGUCUGGUGGUCAAAAGAUUCAAAGCCAAUAGUCCAAGUGCAGAGAAGCGCAGGCGACCACUCCACUGUUUCCUUGGCCAUUGUUCAAGCCAGUCAGAAGGACCAGGGCUUCUAUUACUGCUGCAUCAAGAACAGUUAUGGAAAAGUGACUGCUGAAUUUAACCUCACAGCUGAAGUUCUCAAACAGCUGUCAAGUCACCAGGACAUUAAAGGAUGUGAAGAGAUUGAAUUCAGCCAGCUCAUCUUCAAAGAAGACUUCCUCAGUGACAGCUACUUUGGGGGCAGCCUGCGGGGUCAGAUUGCCACGGAGGAGCUGCACUUUGGGGAAGGGGUUCACCGCAAGGCCUUCCGCAGCACGGUGAUGCAGGGCCUCACGCCUGUGUUCAAGCCCGGCCAUGCCUGCGUACUCAAGGUCCACAACGCCAUCGCCUACGGGACCAGAAACAACGAUGAGCUAAUCCAGCGGAACUACAGACUCGCUGCCCAGGAAUGCUACGUUCAAAAUACUGCCAGAUACUAUGCCAAGAUCUAUGCUGCUGAAGCACAACCUUUGGAAGGCUUUGGAGAAGUACCUGAGAUCAUUCCUAUUUUUCUUAUCCAUCGGCCUGAGAACAACAUCCCUUAUGCAACAGUGGAGGAAGAGCUGAUUGGGGAGUUUGUGAAGUAUUCCAUCCGGGAUGGGAAGGAAAUAAACUUCUUGAGAAGAGAGUCGGAGGCUGGUCAGAAAUGCUGCACCUUCCAGCACUGGGUAUACCAGAAAACAAGUGGCUGCCUCCUGGUCACGGACAUGCAGGGUGUGGGAAUGAAGUUAACAGACGUCGGCAUAGCAACAUUGGCUAAAGGGUACAAAGGAUUUAAAGGGAACUGCUCCAUGACCUUCAUCGACCAGUUUAAAGCACUGCAUCAGUGUAACAAGUAUUGUAAAAUGCUGGGGCUGAAGUCCCUUCAAAACAACAACCAGAAACAGAAGAAGCCAAGUGUCGCUGGGAAAAGCAAAGUUCACCCAAACUCCACAACAGUGAAGAAAGCAGCACCCGGGACCCUAGCAGAAAAGAAGACCUAACAGCUCUUACUAACGAGCAGUCACCAGCUAACAGCACACACGUCUCGUGAGUGAAACUGCAAACAUCCAGAGAGACUCCAUGAUCCACAGUGGGUGGUGUGACGAUCCUUAUUCCCAGUCAACUGUGCUCCAGGAUGCUUCUAAACCCGUCACCUACUAUCUCCGCUGAAAUGAUUUCACUACAGGAUUUGCCAAUAGACUUAUUGAAAGACUGAAUCAAUUAGCAGACUCAAAGACAGUCCGCUCUUUGUAUACACUCUUAGCAUUUCCACUAGCCUGACGUUAUGUGUAUAUUUGUGUAUUUGCACAUGGUAGUGUUGUCAAGGACUUGGCGCUGAGCAGGACCUGUCCACAGCCAAAACCCUUCCCCACCCCCAUUCCUAACCCCGGGACUUCUAGAUGACAUGCAGCUGCAAUGUAAACGGAACAUGUAAAUUCCUUCACCCGGUCGAGUUGUGCUAAUGUCAAUUAUGGUAUUGUUGCUGGAGAUGGUUUCCAAAAAUUAAGGCCCCUUACCAUCCAGUAUGAGUCGGAAUCGACUCGACGGCACUGGGUGGACCAUCCAGUUAUCAUUUUUUUGUUUAAUUAAAUUCAUAUUUAAACAAAAAGUAUAAGACGCAUAUGUCAUCAUGACACUUUUAUCUCUAGAAUUUGUGUCCAUAUUUUAAGUUCCCUUAGGAUUUAGAGUUUAGCUUCUGAAAGGUCUUAGCCUUGAAAACUCUAUGGAGCAGUUCUAUUCUGUACACGGGGGGUUGCCACGAGUCGGAAUUAACUCCAACAACAACAAUUUCCUAAUGGAGUCCCUGGGUGAUGCAAACAGUUAAUGAGCUCAGCUGCUAACCACAAGGCUGGAGGUUCAAGUCCACCCAGAGGUGCUUCAGAAGGAAGGCCUGUCGAUCUACUUGGAAAAAUUAGUUAUCGAAAAUCCUAUGGAUUGCAGUUCUACUCUGACACACAUGGGCUCAUCAUGAGUCAGAAUGGACUUGAUGGCACCUGGUAAUUUCCUCAUAAGUUUACGGGAGCACAAAAUAUUUAAUUCUGUGUUUUUCCCCACACCCCCAUUCUUUACAUCACUUUCUACUUUGCUCCCUAAGCCCAGGACUGAGCUAUAUUUGAUUACACCAGAGGAUGUGUUCAAAUCUUGCCUGGGAGACCACCUCACAGGGGAGCCAGCUCCUCUGCCCUCGCCCUGCCCCACCGAUCCUCACACACAGAGUCGCCUUCCCUAGCACAGGCCAAGCCCAGCUGCAGAGAAGACGGGCAGCAGUUCACAUGGGGCAAGAGAAAAUGGGAUAAAGACAGCUCAGGGAUGGAGACAGCA